Messenger RNA from Vombatus ursinus (common wombat), 1509 nucleotides. RefSeq names its product magnesium-dependent phosphatase 1-like. The transcript has 6 exons. NCBI's taxonomy places the organism in Eukaryota, Metazoa, Chordata, Mammalia, Diprotodontia, Vombatidae. Bases 739 to 1221 code for a protein of 160 amino acids. Gene Ontology annotation, molecular function: acid phosphatase activity. The record is from RefSeq and is a predicted model, not a curated record.
CUUGGAGUAAAUUUGGUCCUGUUAUUGAUGGUGAAGAACAGGAUAGCUAAAUUUUAACAUUGCUGGUCCUGGGAGAUGGGUUCAUACAACAUUCUAUGAUUUUCAUGACCACUGUUCUACAGAGGGAGUGUUUAUCUAGGGCUCUGCUCUACCUGCCUCUAUGUUAUGGCUUAGUUAUUGUGAGAGGUGAGGAGGGAGGGAUGCUGGUGCCUGAGAAGAUGGGGAUGAGAGAGGCGGCUUGGAGUAAUGGAGAGCAGAAGGGUCUUUUGGGCAUUUCACUAUUCAAAGAAGGAAGGAACUGAUUUAAUGUUAGAGGGUCUGGGUUCCAGCCCCAGCAGUGCCAAAUUAAAGUGCCUGUACGGCAGGACAAGUUGGCCUGGGCCUUGCAUUCUUCAUCUGUAAAAUGAGGAUUAGAUCAGAUCUUCCAGCUACUCAUUUAUAAUCCUAUCACUGAUUGGAAGGAGGUGCUGACUUAUACUAAAGUGAAAAAAGCCUAUCCACAACCCAGAUCCCGGCCAGUGGGAGGAUUGUACGGCCAUUCCUAGUACUAACUCUGGGGGCGCUGUGCUUAUAGCGUCCUCUGCCAUGCCUCAGCUCCAACUCUGGGUGGCGCCAAUGGCUUCGGGACAGAUUCCGGGAACCGGUGCUCUAGCUGGCUUCACUCUAUGGUCAAACAUGGUGGCUUGCUGAAAGCUGCCAGAGUGUACUACUCCUGCAGGUGCCCAGCGCCCGCCCGCCAUGACCCGCUUUCCGCGGCUGGUAGUCUUCGACCUGGAUUACACUCUCUGGCCCUUCUGGGUUGACACUCAUGUGGAGCCCCCGUUCCACAGGAGCAGGGAUGGGAGUGUGCGGGACAGCAAUGAGAAGAUGGUUAGGCUAUAUCCAGAGGUGCCCGAUGUCCUGGAACGUCUGCAUGGCCUGGGGGUGACCAUGGCCGCUGCCUCCCGGACCGGUGAGAUUCGAGGAGCCAAUCAGCUCUUGGAGCUUUUUGACCUCACUAAAUAUUUUGCAUACAAGGAAAUCUAUCCAGGCUGCAAAGUCACACAUUUUGAGAGAUUGCAGCAGAAGAGCGGUAUUCCCUACUCUGAAAUGAUCUUCUUUGAUGACGAGAAGCGGAACAUUAUAGAUGUCAGCAAACUGGGUGUCACCUGUAUUCAUGUCCAGAGUGAAAUGAGUCUGCACACUCUGACUAAAGGCCUAGAAACAUUUGCGAAAUCUUGAGACAGACUCUCAGAUUCAGCCCUGCAGAUGGGAGCCCUGGCCAUGGACACCAGCAGGAAGAGAACAAGAAUGAGAAAUGCAUCUUCAGGUCAUCUGUGAAUUGUAUAAAACAUCUGUGUGUGAGCAUACAAGACCCUUCCCUUGGUGUAAGUUUUCUUUGUCGUCAUGUAUAUGGGCCAACAACACUGCCCAGGACUGAUUCCAGGCUUUGCUUCCCAGUGCUGUCUGUUCCUUGGUGUGUUAUCACAACAUCCCUUCCUCACAGCAAAUAAAACUUCCUAUGACACA